This is a messenger RNA of Monopterus albus (swamp eel), 2168 nucleotides long. Its product is annotated as sorting nexin-1. Gene Ontology annotation, biological process: early endosome to Golgi transport; intracellular protein transport. The transcript is spliced from 15 exons. The record is from RefSeq and is a predicted model, not a curated record. Gene Ontology annotation, molecular function: phosphatidylinositol binding. Gene Ontology annotation, cellular component: endosome membrane; endosome. The coding region runs from base 75 to 1754 and encodes 559 amino acids. Lineage: Eukaryota; Metazoa; Chordata; Actinopteri; Synbranchiformes; Synbranchidae.
CAAGAAAGUCAGCUUCAGAGCUUUUGAUUUACAUCGGUAGACCAGCGUCCCCUUCCUCAGCCAGGUGGAUUUAAAUGUUUAGUCGUUUACAACACAUUGGCCUGUCAUGUUGCUCCGUGACCAGCAAGUGUCGCUGUCGCCAUUUACUAGCAUCUUUCACGCGUCCUCCACUUCCGUUUACGUCCGCGCUCACAACACGGAAUAUGGCGGCUAGCUCGUAUCGGAACCCUCCUCCUUUCCCUGCUUCAGAGGAGCCAGAAACUGGACAGACUGACAUGGCAGAUGAGGACAGCGACGAGGGAGAGGACAUCUUUGUUUGCAGCAGUAAUCCUGUGGCUGUGAGCUGUCAGCCUGGCCGAGCUAAUGAAGAGUCUCCAGAUCUGUUCAAUGAGGAUGAGGUCAGCAACACAACCACCAAAUCCAAUGGAGCUCCCUCUGAUGAUGACAAUGACCUGUUUGAUGAGGCACACGUGGAGCUGAGUACAGACAAGCCUGGCAGCUCUGGUAGGAAGGAGCUCUCUGCCUCCUCUGGUCCUCAUCCCACCUCUACGUUCACCCAGGGCCCUGCAGCCGUGCAGCCCGCUUCCUUGGAACAGUUGGAGGAGGAAGAGGCCAAGGAUAGUUUUGAUGUGGAUGUUGCUGUCACCAACCCCGAGAAAAUCGGAGACGGUAUGAAUGCGUAUGUGGCCUACAAAGUGUCCACCAGGACUUCAUUGCCCAUGUUCAAGAGUAAGACCUUCUCAGCCAGGAGGCGUUUCAGUGACUUCCUGGGUCUUUAUGAGAAGCUGUCGGUCAAACAGUUGCUCCACGGCUGCAUCAUUCCGCCACCGCCAGAGAAAAGUGUCGUGGGAAUGACUAAAGUGAAGGUGGGGAUGGAUGACCCUUCAUCGGUAGAGUUUUUGGAGAGAAGACGAGCAGCUCUGGAGAGAUAUCUGAAGAGAGUGGUCUCUCAUCCAAUGUUAUUACAAGAUCCUGAUGUCCGUGAGUUCCUGGAGAGAGAAGAUCUGCCCAGGGCAGUGAAUACCCAGGCGCUGAGUGGAGCUGGCUUCCUCAAAAUGAUCAAUAAGGCAUCAGAUGCUGUCAACAAGAUGACCAUCAAAAUAAAUGAGUCCGAUACUUGGUUUGAGGACAAGUUCCAGGAGGUGGUAAAUGAGGAACAGCAAUUGAGGAAGCUUCAUUCUGUGGUCGACUCCCUGGUCAGUCACAGGAAGGAGCUGUGUGGAAACACAGCAGUAUUUGCCAAAAGUAUGGCUAUGUUGGGAAAUUCUGAGGACAACACAGCCCUAUCACGGGCCUUGUCCCAGCUAGCAGAGGUGGAGGAUAAGAUGGAGCAGCUGCAUCAGGAGCAGGCAGCCAGUGAUUUCUUCAUCUUUUCAGAGCUGCUGGCUGACUACAUCCGCCUUCUGGGUGCUGUGCGGGGCUGCUUUGACCAGCGAGUACGAGCGUGGCAACGAUGGCAGGAAGCUCAGAGCACACUGCAGAAGAAGAGAGAGACUGAGGCCAAGCUGCUGUGGGCCAACAAGCCAGACAAACUGCAGCAGGCCAAAGAAGAGAUCACUGAGUGGGAGGCGAAGGUUACUCAGUACGAGAGAGAUUUUGACAGGACUGGCAUGGCUGUGCGCAAGGAGGUUCUCAGGUUUGAGAAAGAAAAAGCCAAGGACUUCAAGAGCCAAAUAAUCAAGUAUUUGGAGGCGAUGCUGCAAUCUCAACAGCGGCUGAUAAAGUUUUGGGAGGCAUUCCUUCCGGAGGUGUGAAGAGGGAGGCUUCUUUUUUAAAAGACCCCAACUGCCUUUUUUGAACACUUUACCUCUUGAUCAGGACUUGAGAGGACAAUUUAGAAACACAUAAAACUUGCAUCCAUUUUUUUCUUUCGUCUUUUUUACUCAUAGUGUAUUCUCUAAUUUGGUACAUUUCUUUGAUACAAAAAGCUGCCACAUUUACAUACUAUUUCUUUAGCAUAAUGACUUUUUACUGAAAAGCAAUCCAAUAGAAAUUAACCCAGCCGUAGUAUUUGUAAAUCCCACUGUCUCUCAGUGAGAUGUAUAUAUUUAUGUCUUGCUUAAACUACUAUAUUAAAGUAUUAACACUGAGGUACUACCCUAGAGUAACAUUGACUCUAGGUUACGUUGGAAAAGCUGGUUUUUCUUAUUUAAAAAAAAAAAAAAAAA